CUCAGCUUGCACUGCUCAUCAGUCAAACGCGUUUGUCGAGGUUGCAUCUCCCUUCGACAAUUGACUCUUCGGCAACAUGAGAACCCAAUGGCUGCUCCCCGUCCUGGGGCUCUGCGCAUCGUCGCUCGCGGCGGGCAACGGCCAGGCCGACCAGCUGCGUCAGUGGCUGCAUGGACGGAGCUCGGCCGACGUUGAGUACCGGGCGUUUGAGGAGCCGGCCAUCCACGCCAGGGCCAGCGAGGAGCAUCGCUUCCUCAACAACAAGACGGAGAGUGAGUCGUGUGCUGUGUGACCGUCGUCAGUUUGUUUAUUUGUUGGGCCUAUAGCUGACGGACGUGACCGUCCAGAGUUCGCCGUCAACGGCAGCAGCAUCCCUGAUGUCGACUAUGACGUUGGCGAAUCGUACGCCGGCCUAUUGCCUAUUUCCGACAAAAAAGAUGAGCGCGACCACCUGUACUUUUGGUUCUUCCCCACCGUCAACGAGGAGGCCAAGAAGAAGAAGGAGAUUGUCAUUUGGCUCAAUGGCGGCGUAAGUGCCCGCGCGCGCAUGUCCCUCGGACCGCCGUAGUGCUAACGCAGAACCCGUCAGCCCGGCUGCUCGUCCCUGCUGGGCUUCUUACAAGAGAACGGCCCCUUCCAGUGGCAGCCUGGCAUGAUCAAGCCGCAAAAGAAUCCCUGGAGCUGGCACGAGCUGAGCAACAUUGUCUGGAUUGAGCAGCCCGUCACCGUCGGCUACUCCAAGGGCAACGCCACGGCCAAGAAUGAGGACGAUGUGGCAAGCCAGUUCCUCGGCUUCUGGAAGAACUUCAUAGAGACCUUUGGCAUGCAAGGCUGGAAGGUCUACGUUGUCGCUGAGUCGUACGGAGGCUACUAUGGUCCCUACAUCUCGAGCCACAUGAUCAACGCCAACGACACGCAACACUACAACCUUGGCGGGCUGAUGAUCUACGAUGGCAUCAUGUUUGACGGCCAGGUCCAGAGCAACGUCAUCGUCGAGGCGUUUGUCGAACAAAACUACAACCUCAUGCCCUUUGACGACAGACACAUGGCGCACAUCCACAACGUCUCACAGAAGUGCGGCUUCAAGGAUUACCACAAGAAGUACCUAGUGUACCCGCCCGUCGGGCCGGCGCCGCGAUACCCGCCGGGCGUGAAGCCUUUCCCGAACGGCACGUACGAGAACAUUGACGGGUGCGGCGACCUGUUUGACUAUGUUUACACUGAGAUGAAAACGACGAACCCGUGCUUCAACAUAUACAACAUUGCGGACCACUGCCCGAACGGGUACGACCCUCUGGGUGAGAAGAAGCCCUACUUUGACCGCGACGACGUCAAGAAGGCUAUCAACGCGCCCCUCGACGUGAAGUGGUCGCAGUGCGUGGACGGCGUCUUCAACACAACCGACGGCGAUGAAUCGGCACCCCCGGACAAGUACGAGCUGCCAAACGUCAUCGAUCACACGCACAACGUGAUCCUGGCGCAGGGCAAUCUGGACCUGAUCCUGCCGCUCAACGGCGUGCUGCUGGGCAUCCAGAACAUGACCUGGGGCGGCAAGCUGGGCUUCCAGACGCGGCCACAGGACCCCUUUUACGUGCCCCUGUACCGCCAGCGCCCCAGCAGCGACUAUUACGGCAAAGCGCUGCCGGCGGGCGCGGGCGUGCUGGGGACGGCGCACCACGAGCGCGGACUGACGCUCGUCGCGUCGCAGCUUGCAGGCCACGAGGGCCCCGAAUACGUGCCAGCGGCGGCUUUCCGGCACCUGGAGAAGCUGCUCGGCCGGGUGCAUAGCCUGAGCGACACUGACCCGUUUACGCUACCGCAGUUGCGGAACAUUACGCAGCUGGAGAAGCCGUUAGGCAAGGGAACGGUGCCCAUUCCCUGCUUCGGAAAGGGGUGCUGAGGGGCAUGGUGAAAGUGGACUAAUAGUCCAGAUACGUUGGCUUUCAUGUAUAUAUACACACGUGGAUAUCAAAUGACUGAAAUUCAUUAUAAGAG
Molecule: messenger RNA, 1995 nt
Organism: Purpureocillium takamizusanense
Lineage: Eukaryota; Fungi; Ascomycota; Sordariomycetes; Hypocreales; Ophiocordycipitaceae
Product: Carboxypeptidase D
Exons: 1
Coding region: 653-1900 (415 amino acids)
Biological process (GO): proteolysis
Molecular function (GO): serine-type carboxypeptidase activity
Source: RefSeq, a predicted model, not a curated record